AUGAGCGGCGGCGUGUACGGCGGCGGUCGCGGUGUCCCCAAGGCCGACUUCCCCACCACGGUGGGGCUGCUGUCCCCGGACGAGGUGGCGCUGGAGCUGGACGGGGACAAGGACAAGAAGGGCGGGAAGGUUUAUUACAUCGACACCAACGCGCUGCACGUGGCGCGCGAGGGCGUCGAGGUCCUGUCCCCGCUCAAGAACGGCAUGAUCGAGGACUGGGAGUGCUUCCAGGCCAUCCUGGACCACACCUACGGCAAGCACGUCAAGUCGGAGCCGGGGCUGCACCCGGUGCUCAUGUCCGAGGCGCCGUGGAACACCAGGGCCAAGCGGGAGAAGCUGACGGAGCUGAUGUUCGAGCACUACAACAUCCCGGCCUUCUUCCUCUGCAAGACAGCCGUGCUCACCGCCUUCGCCAACGGCCGCAGCACGGGGCUGGUGCUGGACUCGGGGGCCACCCACACCACGGCCAUCCCCGUGCACGACGGCUACAUCCUGCAGCAAGGCAUCGUGAAGUCGCCGCUGGCCGGGGAUUUCAUCUCCAUGCAGUGCCGGGAGCUCUUCCAGGAGCUCAACAUCGACAUCGUGCCGCCCUACAUGAUCGCCGCCAAGGUGGGCGGGGCCGGGGUGGGCGUGGCCGGGGAAUCAGCCAAUCAGAUGCGGCAGGGGCAGG
Molecule: messenger RNA, 670 nt
Organism: Lonchura striata (white-rumped munia)
Lineage: Eukaryota; Metazoa; Chordata; Aves; Passeriformes; Estrildidae
Source: RefSeq, a predicted model, not a curated record